This is a messenger RNA of Aspergillus ibericus CBS 121593, 246 nucleotides long. RefSeq lists its product as uncharacterized. NCBI's taxonomy places the organism in Eukaryota, Fungi, Ascomycota, Eurotiomycetes, Eurotiales, Aspergillaceae. The record is from RefSeq and is a predicted model, not a curated record. The transcript has a single exon. Bases 1 to 246 code for a protein of 81 amino acids.
AUGAACUUGCUAGGAGCAGGAUCUGGCCUUCUCGUGGCGGCGAGCAAUGUUUUUGCCGGACCAUCCGCCUACGCAGUAUGUCAGACCGGGUGCUCGGCACUCGUCGUGUCUUGCUAUGCAGCAGCAGGCUUUGUAUUUGGCAUGGUACCAGCAGUCUCAGCACCACCUGCGAUCAUCGCCUGCAACUCUUCAUACGGAACCUGCCAGGCAGCCUGUGCUUCAAUACUGCUGGUACCGUUCCCAUAA